Molecule: messenger RNA, 1561 nt
Organism: Zingiber officinale
Lineage: Eukaryota; Viridiplantae; Streptophyta; Magnoliopsida; Zingiberales; Zingiberaceae
Product: probable methyltransferase PMT12
Exons: 8
Coding region: 165-1367 (400 amino acids)
Cellular component (GO): trans-Golgi network; cytoplasm; endosome
Molecular function (GO): methyltransferase activity
Source: RefSeq, a predicted model, not a curated record
AAAUUUGCACUUAGGUAUGGUUUAGCAAUGUGCCCCACACACGGCUGGUUGAAGAUAAAGGAGGACAAAAUUGGAUAUCUAGGGAGAAAGAUAAGUUCAAAUUUCCAGGUGGUGGGACUCAAUUUAUCCAUGGAGCAAAUGAGUACCUAGAUCAAAUUUCCCAGAUGGUUCCAGAAAUUGCAUUUGGUAAUCGUACAAGAGUUGCUCUUGAUGUUGGAUGCGGUGUAGCUAGCUUUGGUGCUUUUUUACUUUCACGGAGCGUGAUCACCAUGUCAAUAGCUCCAAAAGAUGUCCAUGAAAAUCAGAUUCAGUUUGCUCUUGAACGUGGAGUACCUGCAAUGGUAGUAGCUUUUGCAACUCAUCGCUUGCCAUAUCCAAGCCAGGCAUUUGAUCUAAUUCAUUGUUCAAGAUGCAGAAUAAACUGGACCCGUGAUGAUGGGAUUCUGCUUCUUGAGGUCAACAGAUUGCUCAGAGCUGGUGGUUACUUUGUUUGGGCAGCACAACCUGUUUAUAAGCAUGAGGAAGCCCAACAAGCGGCAUGGAAAGAUAUGGAGGACCUUACAUCUCGUGUUUGUUGGCAACUUGUGAAGAAGGAGGGCUACAUAGCAAUAUGGCAGAAGCCUUUCAAUAACUUGUGCUACAUGAGUCGCAACUCUGAAGUCCAGCCUCAACUUUGUGAUUCAGAUGAUCAGCCGAACAAAGUUUGGUAUGUUAGCCUAAAAGCAUGCAUUACUCGCCUUCCUGAGAAUGGAUAUGGAGCAAAUGUUUCUUCCUGGCCUGCUAGGUCUCAUGAGCCUCCACAAAGACUCCAAGAAGUUGACAUGGAUGCUUAUAUAGCAAGAAAUGAUAUUUUUGAGGCAGAGUCUCAGUACUGGAAUGAAAUUGUGGAGGGCCAUGUUCGUGUUUUUCAUUGGGAACAAUGGAAAUUGCGAAAUGUAAUGGAUAUGAGAGCUGGAUUUGGAGGGUUUGCGGUUGCACUAAUCAAUCAAAAAUUUGAUUGUUGGGUAAUGAAUGUAGUCCCAAUCAGCGAGCCAAAUACAUUGCCAGUGAUUUAUGAUCGUGGCCUUAUAGGAGUGACCCAUGACUGGUGUGAACCAUUUGACACAUAUCCAAGAACUUAUGACUUUUUGCACGCAUCUGAUCUAUUCUCUAUGGAGCAGAAGAGGUGCAAUAUCUCAGUCAUUUUACUGGAGAUGGAUCGGAUCCUCCGGCCAGGUGGGCAUGUACUUAUUCGUGAUUCCAAAGACAUCAUAGGAGAGAUUUCGGACAUCACACAGGCUAUGAACUGGAAGACUGACCUGCGUGACACUCCAGAAGGUCCAUAUGCUAGCAGGAGGUUAUUGAUGUGUGACAAGCCAUUCUCCUAGAACUUUAACUCUAUUUGUUGGAAAUUAGAUCUGCAAGAGCGCAUGUUUUUUCUAUUCAAUUGCUUUGGCGGCACUAUAGGAAACAACAUUUUCUAAAACUUGAUAUAAUGUGGUAAGCUUCUAUAAAUUGAGGUUUACAACCUGUAAGCAUUACACCUUGAUGUAGUCAAUGAGAUUUUCACAAAUUCUUACAA